Messenger RNA from Aspergillus niger, 528 nucleotides. RefSeq lists its product as hypothetical. The transcript has 7 exons. The record is from RefSeq and is a predicted model, not a curated record. NCBI's taxonomy places the organism in Eukaryota, Fungi, Ascomycota, Eurotiomycetes, Eurotiales, Aspergillaceae. Bases 1 to 528 code for a protein of 175 amino acids.
AUGGUAACCGCACUAAAGAGUGAAGAAAAAACAGGGAUUAGAGUCGAUAGUUUGCUUAGUUCAGGUGGAACUGGAAGGGGAGGGAGGGGAUACUAUGUGGGUGUGACGGUGGUGAUAGUGGUGGUGGCUGUUUCUAAAAAUGGCAUCUUUGCCGGUAACCUUGUUUGGGGAACUGUGGGUGUUUCUCACUUGUUUAUAGUGGUUCGUCCAUGCGAUGUGAUGAAUGUAUACGUGAGGACUGGAAACCGGAUAAGAGUCCAGAGAAAGGAGGGCCGCCAUAAACUUCACAUCCACGUCAGACUCGAGUCAAAUCACCGAGUCUGGGUGGUUGGGGUCAUGCAGAUGAUACGUCUGGUGAUGUGCACUGACAUGCGGGUUGGUGAUGAUUAUCAACUCAAUCUUGCGCUAAGGCCAGCAACAAUAGACCCUCUGGUGAGUGCAUUGCUCCCAGCCACAUGCGCCCGUUGCGAUGAUGGAGAGAGCGAGCUAGCUCCUAUAAUCUACACACCACACAGAUACACAAACUAG